UGAACCAAUAUGGAUGUUAUACCUUGCAUCAGAAGUAUAGCACCAACACCUAAUUAGCUCUCUCCUGAGCCCAAAGUCACUGAGCCCAACUCUCCCUUCAUGAUGCAGUGUGUGGUUUGAGAUAAAUGAUAUAACAUUAAGCUCAAGGUGGUUGAGUCUCAAGCAGUAGGGAGGCGGAAGCAAGCCAAGGGAGCUCCGUGCCCACUGAUCCCACGGGACUCACUGAAGACACCGGAACUGUACUUGCAGUGUUGGGUUUUAAGCACUCUGUAUUGUGGCUAUUUGUUUAACUCCUGAUUGUGUAGACUGUUGGGAGACUAAAGAAAGAGGGGUGGGUAGGGACAUAGAUAUGUACACUAGUGGGUAAUGCAAUUGACAGAAUAUAUGACAUGAUAUAUUUUUGUGUUAUUUGAGUUUGUUUUGAUAGAGUUUAUAUCUGAGGAAUAAAUCAGAAUUGGGUGUAAGGGCAGUAUUGCAUGCAGUUGUAUUCCACUAGAAAAGUCUCCCCUCAGUUAGCUCGCAUUCUCAGUUUCAUGAGUUUGUGAGUAUAUCAAUCACAUUUUUAUUUUGAUAGGUUAAUGGACCCAGGUAUGCUUAAAUAUCCUAGUCAGUUUUACAUGUUUUUAAUGUGAUUAACUAUAUAGUCACAGGUAAAGUUAGUGAGAACUAGAAGGUAGGUAGGCCCAAUUGUGGGAUCCUACCUCCCCCUGAUAUUUUACCAUCCAUUAUUUCAAUGUCCAUAUGGUCUUUUCUCUCCCUCCUUCGUGUGUGUGUUACAGCACCCAGAUAGCAAGAUGAUGCAGAUCAACCUGACAGGUUUCCUGAAUGGGAGGAAUGCCCGGGAGUUCAUGAAGGACCUGUGGCCCCUGUUGCUGAGUGCCCAGGAGAAUAUUGCUGGUAUCCCCUCUGCUUUCUUGGAACAGAAGAAAGAGGAAAUUAAACAGAGACAGAUUGAGCAGGAGAAGCUUGCUUCUCUGAAGAAGGUUGAUGAGGAUAAGAAGGAAAUCCGAGAGAGGGCUCAGUCUAAGAGCCCGAGGAGGCGGAAGACAAGAUCACCGUCACCACGGCGAAGGUCACCAGUGAAGCGAGAAAGGAAACGCAGUGCAUCCCGCUCCCCAAGACGUAAACCCAGCCCAGUUGGUGGCGGUUCACCCCCUCCGCCCUUGAUGCAACUGCCCACGAAACCUUUGGAGCAGCUUGUGGAGCCAGAAACAUCAGAACCAAGAGCUAUGCCAGAACCAGUAAUCCAAGAAACUUCUUCCACUUGUGACAAUGUUGUGGAGGUGGUGAAAGCAGACUCUGUGACUGAUGUCAAAGAACCCUCACCGGAGAAGGUUCACAAGAAAGAAGAAAGGCCCAGGUCCCGGGAAAAAGAAAAAGACAGUAGGAGGGAAAGACCUCACCACCGUUCUCGUUCUCAUUCCCGCUCUCGCCGGCGGCGCUCACGUUCUAGAUCAUACUCCCCUCGUAGAAGACCGAGUCCAAGGAGGAGAAUGUCUCCUCGCCGAAGGAGUCCCCCUAGACGUGGUCCCCCUGGCCCCAGACACCGCCAUAGACGCUCCCCUGUCCGCCGGAGGCGCUCUCGCUCUGCUUCAUCCUCUGGCAGCAGCUCCUCUGGCUCUCGCUCACCAAAAAAAGCAAUGAAAAGGAUAUCCAACACACCACCCCGAAAACAGGUCCUUCAUCCUGACACCUCCAAUAGCCCUGCAGGGAAGGACAGACGGUCUCAAUCUCCACGGGCCAGAAGAGGCAGAGGCUCUGCAUCACCUGCCAGAUCUUCUGGUUUCAAGCGUAAACAAGGAGGCAGAGCUGAUUCGCCAUCUGAUAAUGCCAAGCCCAGACCUUCUGAGGGGUCUGAGUCAGAGGAGGAUAAAAAUGAGAAAGGGACAACAGCAGAUUCCGUGCAGCAGCGACGUCAAUAUCGCAGGCAGAAUCGUCAGUCUUCUUCAGAUACAGGGUCUUCGUCGUCGGAUGAUGAGGGGCCCAAGAGGCAAACAGCAGGGCCAGGUGCCAGAAAUGGUGAAGUCAGAAGAAGACGCAGCCGUACGCCAUCCCCACGGAGGCGACACAGAGAUACCUCUCCAAGGAAAAGACGUUCUCCAUCACCCCCUGGACGCAGACGUCGCUCCCCCUCUCCCCCCCGUCGUCGCAGAUCUCCUUCUCCUCCCAGACGAAGGUCUCCUUCCCCACCUCCUCGCCGUCGUUCUCCAUCCCCCAGACGCUAUUCUCCUCCUAUUCAGCGUCGCUACAGCCCCUCACCUGUGCCUGCCCUGAAAAGGAGGUUGUCUAUUUCUCCACCAAAGCGCUCGUCUCCAGGGGCCAAGCGACGGUUCUCCAGGUCCCCUAAGCGCAGAAGUUCUCCUGCUCAAAGAAGACGGACACCUCCAUUGUCCUCAUCUCCACCCAGACACAGGAGAAGCCCAAUGUUGCAAUCUGUCAGGCCAAGCAGGGACACACGAUCCCCCAUUGCAGCAGCCGGUCGCCUCUCCCCAUCUCCUGCCAACCGCAGUCGCACUGUCAGGGGUUCACCCAGUCCAAAGGGACGUUAUGAAACGUCCAGUACAUCUCCAUCAAACCAGCGGAGACAGCAGUCCCCUUCACAUAGUGGUAAACCCAUCCGCAGAGUGUCACGCACUCCAGAGCCACACAACAACCAGAGGCCAUCUCCGAGUCCACAGCCUAUGAGAAGAGCAUCCUCUAGAUCUAGGUCUGUUUCCCCUCAACCAGCAGCUCAGAAACGUCCAGUCCCAGCAUCUGCCUCCCCUUCACCAUCUCACUCAGCCAGUGGUUCUCCGCCACCUGCCAAAAAGCCCAGCAGUGGAUCAGGCAGUCAAUCCCCAAGCAAGAACUCGGAUGUUGAUGCAAGUGGGAAGAAAAAGAAGAAGAAGAAGGAAAAGAAACAUAAGAAAGAGAAGAAACACAAGAAGCACAAGAAACACAAGAAGGAGAAGAGCAGUGGCCCUGUGACUGCAGAUGGACAAGAGAAUCAGGGCAUUGAGGAGGAUGGAGAGUCAAGAAAGGAAUCAGACAGUGAAGUAGAAGACCGCUUGGAUGACCUGGAAAAGCACCUUCGCGAGAAGGCCCUGCGCUCCAUGAGGAAGGCUCAGAUGUCUCCAUCACAGAUGUCCUGAAACGAGGGGUUCUCUCUCAAUAAUGUUUUUCAACUCUAUAUUGAUGUUUGUCAUCAACCUGGUUCAGCUUUAGAAUGUAAAAAUUGUUAAAUCUUGAGUCUUUUGUUUCCUUUUUACUGGUUUGAUACAUUCUGAACUGUGUGUCAUUAAGAGCUUGCUUUGUCAGUUGGGGUAUUAUCUAUACUGUAAAGAAGCUUGUGUUGUCCAUAUUUUUAAAUUGAGCAGGUGAAUGGUUUAAGCUCAGAGGUAUGCGUUAGGGAGGUUAGAAAAUGUUUUCCAAAGCCUACAGUAGAUUCCAUUGAGAAAUGAUUGCAUGUGCAGUGAAAGUCUCUGAUGUGCAUGAACCACUGAUCUUGUGGAGUGUAGACAAAAAGCCAACAUAACGUAAAACUUUUACUCAUGCCUUUAAUCAGUGGGAACAGUUGUACAACUGUGCACUUUUAAAGGCAGUAACAGAAAGUCGUGUCCCAUACUAUAACAAUUUAGAAGUUUUUUGGCAUUGUUUAACGUGAUGUUUUAUGAUUUUUGAAAUGGUCAGUAACAAUCUCGUGUUACAGAGUAUGCUUUAAUUUUUUUUCCCAAUGGAUUGAUAUGAAAUUAACUUUACUUUCACACCCUUCACCAAGCUAAUCUCUGUUGGACUGCUAUUUGAUUUGUAUUUAGAACCCCUGGCUCUUGUUGUUUUGUCAUCCUUUCAGAAUUAAAACCUUUUUUAUUGGAA
This is a messenger RNA of Labrus bergylta (ballan wrasse), 3852 nucleotides long. RefSeq names its product serine/arginine repetitive matrix 1 (gene srrm1). Gene Ontology annotation, biological process: mRNA processing; regulation of mRNA splicing, via spliceosome; regulation of DNA-templated transcription. Gene Ontology annotation, cellular component: spliceosomal complex. NCBI's taxonomy places the organism in Eukaryota, Metazoa, Chordata, Actinopteri, Labriformes, Labridae. Gene Ontology annotation, molecular function: RNA binding; DNA-binding transcription factor activity; sequence-specific DNA binding. The record is from RefSeq and is a predicted model, not a curated record.